GUUCCUGGGUAAGAUGGUCAAUGAGACGGUAACCAUGGAGCUCAAGAAUGGCACGCAAGUGCAGGGCACUAUCACAGCGGUCGACACCUCCAUGAAUACGCACUUGAAGCAGGUGCGGGUCACUGUCCGGCACAAGAACCCAGUGAACAUGGCCUUCCUGUCCAUCCGCGGGGCCAAUAUUCGCUAUGUCAUCUUGCCAGAGCAUGCCGAUCUUAACUUUUUGCUGAUCGACGAU
Molecule: messenger RNA, 235 nt
Organism: Symbiodinium sp. CCMP2456
Lineage: Eukaryota; Dinophyceae; Suessiales; Symbiodiniaceae
Source: the annotation of a GenBank genome assembly